Messenger RNA from Cuculus canorus (common cuckoo), 599 nucleotides. RefSeq names its product translation initiation factor IF-2-like. The transcript has 2 exons. Bases 21 to 599 code for a protein of 192 amino acids. The record is from RefSeq and is a predicted model, not a curated record. NCBI's taxonomy places the organism in Eukaryota, Metazoa, Chordata, Aves, Cuculiformes, Cuculidae.
CACAGGGAUCAGCCCCGGGGAUGCUCCCUUUCCCAAGGGAACACGGCACUCUGUGGGAGAUCGCUGCGGCACCGAAGGGUCUCCGGCAUCACAAGGAUGGCAUCUCCGGCUCCCCCGCCAUCCCGCGCGGUUCCCUCCCAGGAGAGGGAAAAGAACGGGUAAAGUUUUCGUUGCUGCUCUGCGAACUAAGCCCGUGCCGAUGCCACCAAGGCGGGAGCCCUCGGGAAGCGCCACCUGUCCCCCACCGCCAGCCCCAGACAAAGGGACCGCUCCUUUCCCACGGGAAACCCACCCGCAGCUGUAGAAGCAGCAGAUCCAGCAGCACAUCGUGGUUUUCCAGACUCAUCCUCGCGAAGCCGCUGCCCCGCUGCCCGCUCCCGGGAGGCAGCCCGCCCCGAGCCCCUGCCCCGGAGGCGGAGCGGCGGGCGGCUCCUUCCCGGCACCGCAGCCCGUCCCGCUCCUGCCCCAAACCCGCGGGAACCGCGGCGCCGGGCGAGGCGGCUCCGCCGUCCUCACAGCCUUCCAGGGGCUGCCGGAGCGGGAGAACGGGACCUGGGGCAGAGGGAGGCACACGCCGGGCCCGAAAUCGCGUUCUGUGA